AGAAAUCCAUCGUUGCGUUUGACCGCUCCGUGUGCUCGUCAUAUUCACAGUUCUCAUCGUACCACCGCCUUUUAUUUGCUUGGGGCCCUUCUUUUCUGCUUCCUCAUUGAAAACCAAAAGAAGUAUCACAUAUAUUCCUUUCCUUUUUUGUUUUUUUGCUGAAACGUUGUUGUUUCUUUUCGCGCUCGUCGUCUCCUCCUCCUCGCCCAUCCUCUCUCUCUCUCGCACGCUCUAUUCCUUGUGGCGUAGGUAGAUACACCAAGAAGGCGGCAUCGGGGGAGGGGCGUAACUCAUUGCUACUGUUUUCAUUGUAAUUCACGGCGUACUCGUGCCUGGUGUGACACCCACCCACGUAUUGAACGCACUUACCUUGUUAUCUGCCUAAGAGAAGAAAGAUGGUGAGUCUUUUCGGUCUCACCAAGGAUAAGAAGGAGAAGAAAAAGGCUGAGGAGGAGCAAGAGGAAUCCACGCCCGUGGCAGACCAACCACCACCACCGCCACAAGGCGGUGACGAGGCGGCGGGCCAGCAAGACGGAGGCAUCGCCUCGGUGCACCAUAGCAGCGACAACGUCGCCGACGAAGCGAGCCCCUCCGCUGCACCUCACAACAAUGACGCCACAACACCUGUCUCCGGCCAGGUCGCCGAGUCCGUCUCCAGUGAGAGCUCCGAGCACGAGAAGAAGGAAGGCGUCUCGCGCUACGUCUCGUCGUACGAGGGUAGCGCGGACGGCCGCUGCCAAACCUGCAAUCUGCUGAAGAUCGCCUGCAACUGCCAGCGCUGCUUCCGCUGCCACCGCUACCUGCUGACGCUGUCGAGUCGGCGACACUGCCGCCGGUGCUGGCGUGCGGUGUGCCCGAAGUGCUCCCCCUUCGAACGCACGAACGACUUCCUUCGCGGCGAGAUGUCCCGCACCUGCAAAGAGUGCGCGGUGCCCCACGCGCUCGUCUACGUGACGCAGCUCGCCAACAGCUCCUACGAAACGUUGAACGCCGGCGCGAAGCUCAACACGCAGGGCGACAGCGAAGACGGCAGCAACGAGGCGGCGGCCGACGUGCACCCCCACGCGCACCCGCUCGACACACGCCCCUUUCGUUGGGGCCUGUACCUUCUGAGCUGUGAGAUGGACGCGCCGCGGCGGUGCAUCAACCCCUCCUGCUCGAACCCCAUCUCGUACGACCUCGUCUGUGCCAAGUGCAAGGUUGUCACCGUGACGCUCGCCGCGCACCAGCUGCGUCACGUCGAGGUGGCGGAUCGGACGGACAUGGCCGCCUCGUCGGGCGACAAAUCUGCCGCUGUGAUCACCGAGGCGGUGGAGAACGCGGUGCGGUUGGAGUACGACUCCGUCUCGGCGGCCCGCACCACCGCGGAGGAGGACGCGAUCUUUGACGCCGCGCUGCCCAACGAGAGCGAUAGUUACCUCUUUGCCAACCUGCAGGGGGACAGCUGGUCGUCGCGGAAGGUGCUGCUCUCGCUCGUGGCGUGCGCGAUUGCGGCCGAGGCGUCGGCCAUGCCGAACAUUUCCCUGGCCAUGAUGGACACGCCACCCUACGCCCAGCUGCUGCGUCCCGUGCAGGUCAGCGAGGUCUUCAGCGUAUUCGACGCCCCUGGUCACGUGCGCUUUAUCGCCUUCAACUCCGGGGCGAGCAGCCGCUCCUCCAUUCAUCAGGUGCUCGGCACACACAUGACCGCGUGUGAGGCGUGGACGAGUUCGGCCAUGAAGAAGAGCAACGCGGUGGCGAAGGUCGUCUCGACCUCUCACGAGGCCCAUGCGGCGCGAUUGACGGAGUGCGUGGCAAAGCUGAAUGUGCGGGAGGGGGUGCUCGCGUACAUCGCGGAGAGCGACGUGCUCCGCAAGCUGCCGGAGAUGGUGGACAAGACGGCGAAGGAAGGCUCGGACGUGGUACUGUGCGGCCACGGCAUCGGCGGGGCGGUCGCCUCGUGGAUCUCCGCCACCCUUCUUCUGGAGAGCACUGCCGACUUAAAGGAUCGGCUGAUGUGUGUUACCUUCGGUGCCCCGCUCGUGGCGAACCACGCCCUGACGGAUCUGCUGAGCCAGCACGAACUGCACAAGAACUUCCAGCACUUCGUGAACGGGAGCGACAUGGUGCCCCGCAUGAGCUACAUCGACGCGCUGCUGGAGUCUGGCAACACCGUAGGGACGGCGUCCAUCGUGGGGCAUGGCGAGCGCGUGGCCUCCGCCGUGGAGGUGCGGGAGGCGGUGGUCAUGUGGGUGGGCCGGCACGAGGAGCCGCUGCGGGUCUCUGCGCCGCAGCUCCGCACCGGCAAAGAGGGCUUCUCCAUCAGCAGCGUCGCCCGCAGAAUGCGUAGCGUAAACGUGUCGGAUUCGAAGAGUAAGAAAUCGAAGAGUGCAGAGGAGGGUGAGGCCGCCUCGGUGGCAGAGGACGGGGCGGGGGACUUGUUCCGCACAAGCCGUGAGCCCUUCGACAACAACAUCAUUCGCGCCGUGGACGAGAAUACCGCGCUGACGCUGCACGACGUCGAUUUUCAGCGCUUUGUCGCACCGGAGCACCGCGCGAAGCAGGCGAUGGACCCGUUUGGGUGCUACCACUUCUUGUGGCACACACGCGGGAGGUACAUCUGCACCGAUGACCCGUCCACUUCCAUUGGCUUCCUGUCCGACCGCACUGACCUGCGCGUGCAGCUGCAGGAUCACCUGCUGAGCUCUUACAACAAAGCGAUGGUGGAGUACAUCUACUCCAUAUCUCCGGGACAGUAA
Messenger RNA from Leptomonas pyrrhocoris, 2738 nucleotides. RefSeq lists its product as hypothetical. The transcript has a single exon. NCBI's taxonomy places the organism in Eukaryota, Euglenozoa, Kinetoplastea, Trypanosomatida, Trypanosomatidae. Gene Ontology annotation, biological process: lipid metabolic process. The record is from RefSeq and is a predicted model, not a curated record. The coding region runs from base 396 to 2738 and encodes 780 amino acids.